Ooceraea biroi (clonal raider ant) is the source of this 1765-nucleotide messenger RNA. Its product is annotated as cation-dependent mannose-6-phosphate receptor. The record is from RefSeq and is a predicted model, not a curated record. NCBI's taxonomy places the organism in Eukaryota, Metazoa, Arthropoda, Insecta, Hymenoptera, Formicidae. Gene Ontology annotation, cellular component: trans-Golgi network.
CGAUACGCUCGAGUGCGGAGCGACCGUCAAACGAAAACAAAACCGCGUAGGAAGAUGUGUAGUCGUAGCGCGAUAUUUAUCGCGCUUGCGUUAUUUGUGAUACUGUUUUGCGACAGCACGUCGUCGGAAUGCACGCAAGUAGGACCGUGCACGUGCUUGCUGCCGGAUGGCCAGUAUUACAAUUUGACCGCCCUCGCUAAAGAAAAACCAUUAAACGACACAUCACCGACAUCAACAGCAAUCUUUCACCCAUGCACCAAUGUACCGAUGACGAUGGGUCCUGAUAGCACAACAUGUGCAAGUGGCAGUGGAGUUUCGUUGUGCGCGUACAAUAAGGAGGCAAAUAAGACAUUAAAUCUCGGGACAGUAGAGGAAACGCGAAUGAAGUUGUCGAGCACUAACAAAUUCCCAAUCUUUGAGAUACAUCAUGGGAACGUUACGUCAUUCAUAAAUAUCGUAUGCGUCAAUUACAACGAGACGAGUUUCAGAAUAGAAUCCUUCAAUGCGAAAGAAUACUUCUUUCAUCUAUCGUCGCCGUACGCGUGUAAAAUAGAGCCGCAGAAGGGACUGUCCACCGGCUCCGUCUUGGUGAUUCUGUUCUUCACGUUCGCUGGGAUAUACUUCAUCGGCGGUGCUAUAGCACUGAAGACGCUGAGAGGGGCGACAGGGUGGGAAAUGUUGCCGAAUCAUGACUUCUGGUGUGAGCUUCCCUCGCUAGUCAGAGACGGCAUCGUCUUCACUUUCAAUUGUUGUCGCGCCGACAGUUACGAGAGAAUAUAAGGCGACGUCAUCAUUACUGGCCCGUCUGUAUGACACAUUAGCGAGUUGCGAGAGAUGCGUGACACAGACGGGUUGAGUGAGUUCUAUUUAAUAUUUAUGAAAUAAGCGGCUUCGUUGUGCAAUAUAGUGCGUUAUACAAUAUAUAUAUAUAUAUAGUCCGGUUGUAUUCUUUCUAUCUGUGUACUGCUUUAUGUUGCGUUCCUCUGCACUUGCGCAGAGGUUUACAGUUAGCGUGUUGCAACACCACCUCUUCUUUGUAAUGUGUAUAUAUAUAUAUAUUAAUUUUUAAAAUUAUUUCUAAGUUUCUGAACCGAUAUAUUCUUUUGAGUUUUCACGUGUAUUUCUAGUAGUAGCACAUUCUGGAAGCGCCACAAAGUGUACAUACAAGCGAGAAAAACGCGAUUUUCUACUGCGCUCUCUAUUAUAUAAUCAAUUUAAUUUCUUCUCUUAAGUCCCUGUAAUUAGCGUUGCAAGGGUUGCACCAUGCGAACACGAUGAUUACACGAAGGCGAUUGCAAGGAAACAUCUGAUUACAAACCAAAGAACUUCAUCGACCCUCUCUCGGAUGUAGAGUGCGUUUCCGUGUUGUUCAGAGCGCGUAUUCGCUGGCGAACGAAGAAGCGGCGAUACCGCCAACGAUCAGUGUGACUAAGGUAGAUUUGUUGUUACAUGUUUUAACAUUGGAAGGGAGCUUUGAAUCGCUGAACUCGGCCCACGGAUGUACCGUUCUUGAGACGGAGAUAUAUUUUUUUAUAAAACUUUUGACCGAUACUUUAGUAUGCAGCGAGGUAGCUUCACAGGUUUUUGUACGCUUAGAGUAGUAUUAUUAUCCCUUUUGUACAGGAGACCAUUCGUUUCUACUGCUUAUCUCGUAGAUCCUUCCAGUGUUAAUGAUACGGAGAGGCGAAAACGGUGAUUUGAUAAUGUGAUCUUUUUUUAUUAACAAAAUCUCUAGUAAUACAAAAAUAUAAAUAUCUAUACAGAC